Molecule: messenger RNA, 552 nt
Organism: Ipomoea nil (Japanese morning glory)
Lineage: Eukaryota; Viridiplantae; Streptophyta; Magnoliopsida; Solanales; Convolvulaceae
Exons: 2
Coding region: 1-552 (183 amino acids)
Source: RefSeq, a predicted model, not a curated record
AUGAUGAUAGAUAGAAGCCUGGGAGGAGUGCCUUCUUAUGGAAAGCUUUUAAGGGAGAUUCUCUCCAAAAAGAGAAAAUUUGGUGAUCAAGAAAUGAUUGCAAUGACAAAAGAGUACCAGGCCCGGACACAUGAAGAAGAAAAGUUUCCUACCAAACAUAGAGAUCCGGGAAAAUUCACAAUCCCAUGUGUUAUUGGUGGCUCAACCAUCAAUAGAUCACUUUGUGAUCUAGGAGCAAGUGUUAAUAUAAUGCCCCUAUCUCUAUGCAAGAAGCUAAAUUUGGAGGAGCCACAACCGGUCCAAUUCACACUUCAAUUUGCCGACCCGUCAACAAAGAGCCCUAUUGGAAUUCUUGAAGAUGUCCUAGUCCGUGUGAAUAAGUAUUUUGUGCCUUGUGAUUUUGUUGUGAUGGAUAUUAGAGAAGAUCCAAACAUUCCAAUCAUCUUGGGGAGACCUUUCUUAGCCACAACGGGAGCUAUAAUUUAUGCAAGGAAAGGAUCAAAGAUUUUUAAUUUUGGAGAAGAGAAAGCUGCAUUCAAUGUUCUUUGGUGA